Messenger RNA from Equus quagga, 1913 nucleotides. Its product is annotated as peptidoglycan recognition protein 4-like. The record is from RefSeq and is a predicted model, not a curated record. Bases 381 to 1508 code for a protein of 375 amino acids. Gene Ontology annotation, biological process: peptidoglycan catabolic process. Gene Ontology annotation, molecular function: N-acetylmuramoyl-L-alanine amidase activity; zinc ion binding. The transcript is spliced from 9 exons. NCBI's taxonomy places the organism in Eukaryota, Metazoa, Chordata, Mammalia, Perissodactyla, Equidae.
UCUCAGCCUGAGUCUGUCUCACUGAGUUCCUCUCGGUAGUGUGGACAACACUGGCUCGGAGCUUCAGAACUCUGCCCUUCUCUUCUUCUCUACCUUUCGUUAGGGAUCCUGGGCUUUCCCCUUCUCUCUGGAAAGCCAGAGCCCCAGUGUUCCUUCCCAGGGAGGGAGUGCCCUCCAGUGCGCGGGAGAGUGAAGGCCAGAGGAGGCUGCAACUGGAGAAGGGCAGGGCCAGGGCCAAGUCUGGAAGGGAGGAACUGCCAGCCAAUGAGGGGCGAGCCGCCUGCACCCUGACCUUUGAGUCUGGGACAGCACGGGACCCACAGGUACUUCUGGGGGCUGUCUCUACACUCUCCCUGUCGGUGUCCUGGGACCACGUGAGGAUGCUGCUGUGGCUCCGUGUCUUUUCCGUUCUGGGUCUCGGGGUCUGGGGUGAUUCCCCCUGGGAUGCAACACGAGCUAAACGCAUGUCAGAGGGGCUUCGGUACCUGUUUGGCAACAUCACCCAGCUCAUUGAAAAAGGCAAACUCGGUGUCAAUGAUGUCUCCACUGUGGUCUCUCGCAAGGAGUGGGGGGCGGAAGCUGUUGGCUGUGGCACACACCUGACCUCUCCAGUGAAUUUUCUUGUCAUGCACCACGUCCCUGGACUGGAGUGUCACAACCAGACUGUCUGUAGUCAGAGGCUGCGGGAACUGCAGGCCCAUCAUGUGCACAACAACAGCUGGUGUGACGUGGCCUACAACUUCCUGGUUGGGGACGAUGGCAGAGUGUAUGAAGGUAUUGGCUGGGACAUCCAAGGCAUGCACACCCAGGGCUACAACAACAUCUCCCUGGGCUUUGCCUUCUUCGGCACCAAGGAAGGCCAUAGUCCCAGCCCUGCUGCCCUGUCAGCCAUGGAAGGCCUGAUCUCCUCUGCUGUCCGGAAGGGCCACCUGUCAUCUCUGUAUGUUCAGCCACUUCUUGUGAAAGGUGAGGACUGCCUGGCCCCUCUGCAGAAGGCAAGUCCAAAGAAAGCUUGCCCCUACAUUGUCCCUCGGUCUGAUUGGGAGGCCAGGGAGACCCACUGCCCCAAGAUGAACCUCCCGGCUAAGUACGUCAUCAUCAUCCACACCUCUGGGAGAGUCUGCAACAUGUCUGAUGAGUGCCGCCUGCUGGUCCAAGAUAUCCAGUCCCUCUUGAUGGACAGAUUCAACUCCUGCGACAUUGGGUAUAACUUCCUCGUGGGCCAGGAUGGUGUCCUUUAUGAAGGAGUGGGCUGGAAUGUCCAAGGCUCCCACACUGCUGGCUACAAUGACAUUGCCCUGGGCAUCGCCUUCAUGGGCACCUUCUCAGGUACCGCGCCCAAUGCUGCAGCCCUGGAGGCAGCCCAGAACCUGAUCCAGUGUGCAGUGGAUGAGGGAUAUUUGGAUCCCAACUACCUGCUGGUGGCACAGAGUGAUCUUAUCAAAACCUUGUCUCCUGGGCAGGCUUUGUACAACAUCAUCAGCUCCUGGCCUCAUUUCAAACACUGAGGGAGCCCCUGUUCCUUCUGAGGCUGCUCCCUCUGCCACCCGGCUUCUAGCCGCCCAUGCUUUCACCCUCCAUCCUAGCUCAACUCCUCGUGUCCCCUCCCUGCCACUACCCCUCCUGUCUUGGGUUAGUAUGGUCCUCUCCUGCUGGCAUCCUCCAGCAUCCUCCAAACCCCAUAGCUGGGCAUUCCCAGCCCUCUGAGUCUGGGUCCAGCCUUCCUCUCUCCUCAUCUUCCUCUCCCCUGGGCACCCACCUCCUCAGCCAGGUGAGAAUCUAGGCUGGUCCACGUUUGAAUUCUCAUUCCCUUUGCUCACACCCCUCUGCCUGGUGUGCCUUCCCCUGCUGUCUGCCCGGCAGCCCCCAACCUCACCCAUGAGCCAGGUCAAUACCCAGCCCCUCCUCUCUGC